This is a messenger RNA of Penicillium antarcticum, 3096 nucleotides long. RefSeq lists its product as uncharacterized. The coding region runs from base 1 to 3096 and encodes 1031 amino acids. NCBI's taxonomy places the organism in Eukaryota, Fungi, Ascomycota, Eurotiomycetes, Eurotiales, Aspergillaceae. The record is from RefSeq and is a predicted model, not a curated record. The transcript has 2 exons.
AUGGUGUUCCUGCGACUUUCGGUCAAAGUCUUCCCGCGGGAUCAACUGCCCUCAAACUCAAGCUCCAGCUGGGGCCGGUCGUUACCUUUUACGCGGAAAUCUGUGAAUGAUGACUCGAGCCAGGGUUCGGCGGCUUCGGCUACAUCCAAGAAACCGGGUAUAUUCCUCUUGGUCCUUGAAAAACCGGAGGAUGUAACGCUAGGUGGACUGGCCGGUAUGAUCCAGGACCACUGGGCUAAGCUACACCCUGAUCUUGAACCCCUCACCAUUAAGAAAAUCUUGGACGAUACGAAAGAAGACCUUGACCUGUAUCCCGAUUUGAGCGUCGCCGAUGUCUGGGUUGAUUAUGGAAAAGCUCGCGCCGAUGGCCUUGACCAACGAGGUAUUGUGCGUGUUGUUCAGAAACCUGCUGCAGCUGCAGCGCCGGAACGAUUCCCGUCUGUUGAUCAAGACUGGGAUGCUGCGAUUGUUGCCUAUGAACGGCAGCGCGAUUCGAAGAUUAAAAAAGAAGCUAUCAAGCGGCAGUUUUCACCUAUUCAAGAGGAGGCCGAAGAUGAUAACUCGCAGAGCGUUCAUUCCACACCUGCGUGGUCCGCCUCGCCUCAUCAUGGCGGAUUUGAUCCACGGCUUCAGCGCCGUCUGAGAAACGAUACUGUGGAACAGCACCGUUAUCGUGAUAUGCCACUUUCCUCUGUUGAGGUUCGCAGUCCUACUGCUCCACAUGAUGCAGCGACUACUAAUGGGCCUACCAUUGCUGGUACACCUCCACCCCAGCGCGAUAAGAGUGAAGAGCUUGGAGAAUCGCCUUCGCCUGCUGAGCGACGAGCCUCUCGCACAAGAUCCAAGUCUACGCCUGGCUCUACGACUGCCAAUGCUCACAAAGUGAAUGAUCAACCUAAGAGGAUUGUGAAACUGCAUCUUCCAGCUAUAAGAACCAUUAGCAAGAUGUCUGACAAUGCCGAAUCUACUGAAACGUCCGAGCAACCAAUUCAGGCUCCCGCAGCUCCUGGGAAGAAGGAUGAAGAACAGAUUGAGGAGAGCAGCCACGAAGCAAACGAGUCUGAGAGCGAAAAGGAGGAACAUCCGACACCAUCGCCUCAGCCAGCCGUCAAGCGCACUUCUGUUGGACCGAAGCCAGAAAGUCACCUCUCGGCGCUUGCUAAGAGCCUCUCAAAAUCGCCACAGAAGAAACCUGCUGAUCAGGCAAUUGCUAUUUCGAGUGCCGAAGAGAGCGAGUCUAGCUCUAGUGAGGACGACAGUGAUGACAGUGAUGACAGUGAAGACAGUGAUGACAAUGACAAAGAAAGCGGCAAGGAAAGUGACAUAGAAUCUGACAAGAACGUAAUUGAACUUGCGAAGAGCCCACCGAAAACGGUCGAAGUUGAAAAGCCCGAAGACCAGUUAGCACAGAAAGAGAAUGACGAUAGUUCUGAGGAAUCUUCAUCCGACUCUUCGUCUUCGUCUGACUCCUCUUUAUCCGAGUCUGGAGAUAGUGAAGAAAACGCGGACGAUACAAUCGCCGAAACCCAGCUGACCAAUGGGGCUCAGGAGGUUGAUCAAGAUGGAGAUGUGCAAAUGGAAGGCUCUCAUGCCAUUGUUUCCCCUCGAGCAUCUCAGACGAAUGGUGUUUCGCGCGAGACUAUCUCUCGGAAACGCAAGCAGAGUUCGGAAGAACCUGCGCCAGUUAAGGAAUCUCGCAUCAACCAGGCCCACCCAUCAACUCGCCAACAGACCAAAUCGAAGUCCCCGUCUGUAGCGCCUGACGUUGUCAUUUAUUCACAGCAUACCGAACCCAAGUCGAAGUCCAAGUCACCAAGUGGCUCGACUGAGAUCCCACUACCACCUCAGUUAGGCAGCCCACGCCGACGAAAUGAGCGUGCUCCUUCAUUUUCGAGUCCUGGGCGUCGCCGUGCCAGUAUGUCGAUGGACAGGGAGAAGUCACCCAACCCCCUGAAAGGACUGGGAUUGGGUAUUACUGGAAGCCCUCCCAGUAAUCAGCCCAUGAGGAACAUUGCACAGGACAUGUAUCCGGCUGAACCUUCUCAGAAUGGCUUUGGUGGCCCUCUGUUCCCCAGCAGCGUACCCACCGUCACUGAUUCAGUUAAUACGACUCCCGACGCGAAGCAAAAACCUGCAGUUGAGAGAACUAAGAAGUUGCACUCUGCGAUCCGCGGCAAAGACUCCCCCUCAGAACGUGGAGAGCGUCGAUCGGUCUCCUUCCAAGAAGGUGACAACGUGUUCUUAACUUCUGAUCCUGCUGUACCCUCAACAUCGACUCCUCGGCAAGCUCCCACCAGUUCCCAACUCGCCAAACCAUCUGCCGCAGCCAACAAGGUCAGUGCUUCGAGAGUACAGUCCGGCUCGACCCCUCGUGGGACGCCCAAGGAGAAGGAAUCCAAAAACACACCGACUUCCGCUGGACCUCAACAAGCCGCCAAUGGAACUCCCAAGAAUGCUGCAAAGGCUGCUCCUAAGGGCAAGUCCGCCCAGAAGACCCCGACUUCCAAGUCUGACCAGGGAACUCCAGCCAGCAGCCAGAGCCAAAUUCGCUAUCCACCAGGGUUCUCUGCCGAGAGCAUCAACAAGAUGAGUGCGCAAAUCGAGAAAGAUUCGAACGAGAAACAUGAACUGGAAGAAAAGCUCAAAAAAUCGAAUGCCGAUCCCCAGAUAUUGAUUCUUGCGACUGAGAUGCUGGGGCUUCUCAAUAAUCUUGAGAACAAGAAGCGCCAGGGAUUCAAGAGGAUGCAGGACUGGCGCAAGAAGCUCGACCACAUGCGGGAGCAAUUGAAGAAGUGCGAAGAGAAGAAAAAGGAGCAAGAUGCGAACCCCAAGCAAUCUGUUGCACGUACAUCCCGCCCUACCCUCAAGGGUCUUCUCAGCAGCCAGAAAGAAGAAAUGCUUGCUAAGACCGCCAAACCUCGUCCUGAGCCCAAGCCUGCCCCACAACCUCGUUCCAAUGUGUAUGAUGGACCUAGCUCGAGUGAGGAUGAAAGCUCGAGUGAUGAAAGUGACAAGUCGGACAGUGACGAGGGCGAUAUCUUACCCGAUGGAUCUCAUUCAAAGCUACGCAAGCCCUGGUCUCAGCGCGACAAGUGA